AAAUGCCGCCCGUUAUCGUCGCCGCCUUCACCCAGCUUCCAGCAAACACACACCAUCUCUUAGCGAACAUGGCGGCAACUUGAUAACGGCAGCGAGCCGAGGAUGGUGAGGGCUUGAAAAAGAAAAAGAGGUCUGUCACAGGCUGUAGGCCCAUCCGCCGACACAAAGGCAUACAGCUUCGCCAUGUUGGAAGAGGAUAGCGCCUUUGUCCCUGCACGACCGAGGCCGGGGGAAACGUAAACGCGUCGGGAAGUGUUUCUAAAAACGGAGUCGAGGCUACGCAGAGGAGCGGAGCGGAGCGGCGCGGCGCGGAGGAGAGCUCGGGGCGGGCGGGCGGGAGGAUAGCGGCUUCACCGGUCAGCCAUGGAGGAUGCGGCCCGUGGUCGCCAGCGUUUGAUUUCCCACCCGACCCACGCUCCUUUUAAUGGGAAUUACCGCUGAUAGCAAAGGCAAGCCGGGACAACCCACCGCCCGACACUUGAGGGGAGGAAAACGCGAAGCGGACCCGACGUCAAUGACUGUUGCGGCAGAGGAGCCCCCACGGUGGAGUCGGCCGGUUCCCAAAAUAUGACCAGGGGUGCUGGGACGUGUUGGCAGCAAGAAGAUGACGACGGCUUCCAAAUCUGGCUAGAGCCCCCCCGCGACAACCAAAAGCCAUUCACCGACUCAGAGAGGGCGCAGAGAUGGCGACUGUCCUUGGCAUCCCUCUUGUUCUUAACCAUCCUCCUCUCUGAUCACCUGUGGUUCUGCGCCGAGGCCACGCUGGCCCGGACCCGGGACAAGUUCGCAUCCCCCCACCCUUUGUCACCUCAGACAUACUCAGCACACAGCAGCCUCAGAGGAAACCCAGAUGAUAUUUUUAUAGGAAACUCUACCAAACAUUUGUGGCGGCUCGAAACUUGCCACCGGGAUAGUUUAUCUAACGACUGCUUUACUUUCUUGGAUGCCGACGAGUUGUGCAGGGGCCUUUCCGACAGAGAGGGGACGCGGGCUGUAAAUAUGAGCAAUUUGUACCUUUCCUUUUGUAACUCCUACUCCUUGCUGGAUUUGUUGUACGGCUCGACGAGUCCGGACAAUUUGAACUGCAGCCUCGACGCGCUCGGCGACGGCGACGCGAACCGCUGCAGUCUGUGCGUCCAGGCGUACCAGCGCUACGACCAGCACGCCCAGGAGAAAUACGAGGACUUUGAGCUCCUCACUCAAAAAUACGAGCCGGGGGCAUAUUCGGUGAGGACGUGCAUGGCGCACUGCAAGGCGGCCUAUAAGCCCUGGCUGUGUGCUCAGUAUUUCCCCACCACCCAGCAGUCCUGCCAGAAGAAGGUGCCGUGCCACCAGUACUGCCUGGAGGUCCAGCAGAGCUGUCCGUUCAUCCUGCCCGAUAAUGACGACCUGAUCCACGGUGGCAGCCCCAGCUUCAUCUGCACAGGUCUCUUGGGAGAUCAUCCAUCAGACAGUGAGGCGGAGUGCUGUGACGUCCGAUGGGACUCCAAAAUGGACAACCCUUCAGGCGGCACGCUAAAAAGAACUGCUUCUUCCUGCCAGCCUGUGGGGGCUUCGGUCACCUCCGCUGCCACCCCGAGACUGUGCAGCGGGCGACUGAAGAUCUGCCUGCUGGCCCUUGUCCUCCUACACACUGUCAUUAUCAUUUCAGCCUCCCAUAAUUCUUCGUUGGUGGGCGUGGCUGCCAUUUUCUCGCCAGAGGAAAGUGCUUCUAAUGAGGAGUGAACCUUGGGUUGAAUCAGGGCUGGAGCUUGCGUAGAGCAAUUGUUGACAGGGAGGAAGACCAAGGCUUUUUACAGUGUCAUGGCUGCCAGGGACACAGCUGGUGAGAUGUGCUGGAAAUGCCUCCACAAGCCUGCUGCCGAUGAACCGCCAACCACAGGAAGUGGGAAGGUUUUAAUUGGAGCGGAGGGUGCUGAGAUUGGACAUCAACUGAAGAGAGAUGUUUGAGAACCACCACCCCUAAAAGAACUGACCUCUUGCCACUUGAAACCUGCUCAUUGUUUCUAUUCCAUCCAAAUGUUUUCUAGCAUAUUGUCCUCCCCUCCCCCAACCUCCCUCCCCUCCCUUCUCUCCGCCCUCCUCUGUCUGUUUUCGAUGUGUGUGUACGGAUAGCAUGUCAGAGGAAAAAAUGGACAUCGAUGAGGUCUGCACUCUCAUUCGUUACUUUUAGAUUUUUGCUGCACUUUCUUUCAGGUGCCAGAAUGUUUUUGACAUAUCAGCUGUUUCCCACUUCCUGCUUUCCAUCACCUUAGAGGGAUCUUCUUUACUACCUUGUAUGUCAUGUUGCUCGAGGGCCUGCCGGGCCCAGCUCCAUCUAUCACUCGUGGGUCUUGUUUCCCAGAAAACAAAAUGUAUGUGAUUCUGUAUUCUGAUGUUCAGCUUGUGUUUCUGUCAGACCGGACCUUUCCUCAACCCAUUAUGACAGUACAUGCCUACAUAUUUUAGGACCUUAAGUGCUCUGAGACUGGCUCACUUUCUCCUCUAGCUUGUUGGGUUGUUAAGCAAGUUAGGAGAGGUGGAGUGGUUACAAAAAAAAGAAAAGGUAGUGACGGCUCAGCUCACAAUUGCAUGGUGUUGCAGGAACAGGAAGCUCAGAUUAGUCACCGUGUAGCGCUCCUGGGCGGGGGGAACUGGUGUUUUCUGGUUUCUAAAGUGUUCAGUUUACCUCAUACAGUGGUGUUGGUGUUGCAGACAGGCAGCACGGCGAGUACUUAGACUUGCAGGGACAACCCAGGGACACUAGAGGACAGUUGCAUGAAGCCAAAACACCAGGGGCCUCAUUUAUCAGCCACACGUAAGCUAUCAAAUUAUCAGUUACACUUGACAAGACCUUAGUGCUAACCUUAAGUGCAGUCAUGUUGUUAUGUAGUCCCUCAUUAAGCUUAGCCUAUGGACGUCAUAAACUGUGACAUCACCACAGCCCUGUAUCCAUUUACUGAUGCUCAAGGCACGCCAGACUCACUGUAAUAUUCUCCUGAGCGGUAGAUGUUGCCUCUCAGGGAAACACAAAGAAGUCAUAACAGUGCUGUUGGGAUUAAAAGAAAUCCAAACUGGAAUCAAAAGGAUUGCAGACUUUGUUUUGUAGAAAGUCUCGCCAUUUCCAGCUGUAGUACUCUCCGUCUUUAUAAUCUGGGAAUCACAGCACUACUCCGCUGAUGUAUCAUGGAAGCGACCCGCUCAUACAGCAGGUUACAAAAAUCAAGAAUUACACGACAAUCUGAAACACCAAAGUGUAGCGCACGCCGGCAGUUUUGAUGUCACUUUUACUGCACAAGGUUGUUUGUGAGGCCAACAUCAGGCUCUAAUAGGCAUCAAGCUUUUCUCCAGGAUGCUUGGGUUACUUGUCAUUAAUUAUGACCCAAAAAAAGUUCCGUUUUAUCUCAGUAUCUCCUAAAAAGUCAUUAAAAAAAUAGAAACAAAAAAUUGUUAUGUAGCAUUAUUUCUGCCAUUGCGCUUACAGUUACAGUCAUGACGUGUAGCUACAAUAAUAUUAUACGUGCAUCGUCGACACAAUACUACGGUGGCCCUGAGUGGUCAAAUGCAAAUCAACUUGAGAGAACACCAGGAAAAAGAGAGACACUGCAGAGGCACACAAAAUACAACAAAAGUACAAAAAUCCCCCCUCCCAGGUAAAGCGUUUUAAUCGUGAGUCAUAUAAUGCUGUAGCUACAUUUUUGUUAUUAGCUGUUUAAUGUUAGCUUGUCACUUCCGCCACUGUUCCGUGAAGUUAUCGUCUCUUUUUUUUCUAUUUACAUUGUUUUUUUCAUUUAACUUCAUUGGUUUUUGUGAGAUUUUGCAGCUGCUGUGUUCUUUUUUGAGAGAACAUGAACAAAUUCAAAUGAUACGUUUUUAAAAUUUCUUAAAUGGUUGAAGCUUCAAGUUACACAUGGCGCCAUAGGCAUCCCUCUUUCCUGUAGCCCAGACAAAGAAAGGGUGCCACUCCCUAAUUAACAAAGUUUUUAUAUUUUGGUACAAACAAGACAUGAAUUUGAUUUGUUAAAAAUCUGGGGAGGAGCCACGGCUUAGGCUCUCCCUUACUGGUGUUUGGUCUGGCAUCCGGCUCAUGCUUCAUCUCUGCUCCAAUCACAGGUCUUCUUCCUGUAAAGGAAAACUCCUUCCUAUCUCCCUGUUUCUAUGCAGUCUAGUAGCUUUCCACGGCAGCCUCACCCUGACUUCACAUGCAUGUGGGUCCUGCGCCACACCCUACACAAACCACAAAUGUGUAAUUUAAAGAUAAAAAGUAAAGUCCUAAAACACAAUUUUUCUGUUAUGCUGUUUUCCUAAGUUGCAGUGCAUUUGAUCUCUCAGGGCCACCGUACAAUACCGAUGUUUAAUUGUGAAAUAUCGGUGUAAUCAACAGUUAUCGCGACACCCAUUGUGGGAAAGAAGGCAAAAGAUUCCCGUUUUUAUAACAAGUGAGUGUUCACUUCACCAGAUGACUGAGGAUGGCAACUGUCUUAUAAAUACUAGCUAAAAUCAAGGAGAAUGGCACUGAUGUUACUAGCUAGCUGGAAAACAGAAAAUCAUAAUUACAGGAAAGCGUACGAAAGUUCAACAGUGUCAAAUGCCCCUAAAUGUUCACAGAAAUCGUCAGUCAAUCGGUUGUAAAAUCUUUUUACUCCACAUUCACAUGCUCCUCGCGUUUUCCAAGUAAUUUAGAUCUGACAUCAUUCUUCAGACUUCAAUGUGCAAGAAAGAUGUUGAAAAAACGGAAGCGCUGAAAGCAUUUAAACACAUUGCAUUAUUGAUCAUUGAUCAGUUUGUCAGUAUUAACCAACAACAACCUGGCGAGUGAACAAAUGUCUCCUUUCUGAUUUUCAAGUUAGUUGUCUAUUAAAUUACUACAGAAAACACUAACGUGCCUAACCAGCCAGCAACUCAGUGCUGCAGGCCCCAUUCCAUGCAUCCCACAAAACGUCAUUUUUAGUUCUGAUAAAUGAGGCCCCGAGAUCUUUGAGUGCCUCUGCUGCAUAAAUCUAAUGAGGCAAAAGUGCAAUAUAGGAGGGAAAAAAACAAACAGCUGGGGUUAGUGUCCUACUUUGUGACAUCUUCACUGCUGAUGGCUCAGCUUGUCAGUAUCACAGAGUUGGUGCAUGUGACUAGCCAGCCACCCAAUCUAUCAAACCGUUGACUCUUACAUCACCCUUAGACAAGCUGAUCAACUGCUAUCUUUCACAGACUAGCAAAGGGCUGUGUUACUGUCAGCGUGUGAGGAGUGUGAGGAGUUUUCAAGGGCUGAUCCGUGUGAUUUUUUUUUCUGUUUUUUUUCCUUUUUCUUUUUGCAUGGCUGCUGCUAGUAAAGUGCACAUUUACACAGGAUGGAUCACGCAGGGAUUAAGAUUAGUUUGAACUCACCUAUUAGGCAGCAGAAAUAGGGAUUUUAACCAACUGUGAGCAAAUAGUGACAAAAAUCUUACAAUAAGUACACCAAAUCUAAAUGAAGACAUUCUUUUGUCCUGCUUAUGGUGAACUUUGUUUCCAGAUUGGCUUUUUCCUCACUUACAGCCUCACAUUAUUUACCACCCAUCGAUUUGCUCUUCGCUCACAUGUCAGAGCGAAACGAUAAAGUCCAAAAGUAAGUCAGGUUUUUAAGAUGUCCAUAGUUUUACCCCUACGUCUACCACCGCCAUACAACCUUUCCACAUUGGCUUUCAUUUUUUAUUUUUUAUUUUUUUAUUUUUUGCAAUUUGUUUUGAUUUCCUUGACAAACUCUGUUGACAAGAACUUACAUUCCCUUGAAGACAGCAGUGGAUGUAAUAGACCCACACUUUGUUCUCCCUCCUUCCUUCAAUCUCUAGCUGUUCAUGAUCUGAGUCCUGUGGAUCUAUGCAGAUGAACCCCACCCCAAAUCAACAUACCACUUUCCAGCACCGCCCCCACGCCAACCCAUCCACCGGCUCCUUGUCCUUUAUGUUGUAAAUAUGUCCUGAGGAUGUGGAAUCCCAAAUAUCUUCCCUAACCUCUCCCUUCUUCCCCCACUGUUGGAAUCUCACUGUGUUUUCUGUUCGGCUCCUUGGUUUUUGUCUGUUUUUUGAGACCUUUGCUGCAUUUUUCUGUUGUCUAAAGCUGUGGUGUGAGUUGAGGAGAUGAAAGAGGUAUUAAAGGAAAAUAUACAAAAAAUGAAGCUUGGAUUGAGAAAAGGGUUCAAAUAUAGAGGAAAAAAAUCUGAUAAAGUUGUCAUAUUGUCAUACUAGAGAUGCUUUAGUUUGCUAAUUUACUUUCUUUUUUUUCUACAAAAGACUUGGAUGAAAUUAUUUAUAAAAUGCGUCCCACGAGUCAUGACCUUUUUUGGACGUAAAACGAAUACAUUUAUUAACAUUUUGUUCAAAAGAAAAUAAAUAUAAAUUAUGUUAAACAUUA
This is a messenger RNA of Oreochromis niloticus (Nile tilapia), 6363 nucleotides long. It is a transcript of the gene nalf1a, whose product is annotated as NALCN channel auxiliary factor 1a. Gene Ontology annotation, biological process: calcium ion import across plasma membrane. The record is from RefSeq and is a predicted model, not a curated record. Gene Ontology annotation, molecular function: stretch-activated, monoatomic cation-selective, calcium channel activity. NCBI's taxonomy places the organism in Eukaryota, Metazoa, Chordata, Actinopteri, Cichliformes, Cichlidae. Bases 568 to 1725 code for a protein of 385 amino acids. Gene Ontology annotation, cellular component: plasma membrane. The transcript has 3 exons.